Molecule: messenger RNA, 1047 nt
Organism: Penicillium angulare
Lineage: Eukaryota; Fungi; Ascomycota; Eurotiomycetes; Eurotiales; Aspergillaceae
Product: isopenicillin N synthase family dioxygenase
Exons: 2
Coding region: 1-1047 (348 amino acids)
Source: RefSeq, a predicted model, not a curated record
AUGACGACCACCUUCUCCUCCCUGCCCAUUGUCGACGUUGGACCUCUCGGGUCUCCUUCAGGAGCAUCAAAAGAGGAACUAGCAGCGCUCAGCAAUCGUCUCUACGAGGCUUUUGCCACGACCGGAUUCGCCUACCUCGUCAAUGUGCCCUUAAGCUACAAACAUGAAGAAGUCUUCAAAAUGUCUCGAGAAUUCUUUGCGCUCCCAGAGGAAGAAAAAAUGAAGCUCUCCAAACGAUCUUUCCGACGUGACCAUCACAACACAUAUCGAGGAUAUUUUCCAACACAGCCAGAACUAGCGAAUGAUAACCUCAAAGAAGGCUUCGAAAUGGGUCCCGCGCAACCAAUACCCACGCAAUCCACCACUUCGCAUUCAUCUAAAUUCAAUUUAGCUGAGCCAAACGUAUGGCCCGAUGCAAAUAUUUUCCACUCCCGAUCGCAGUUAGAGAUUCUCUACGCCGAACUCCAAGCCCUCGCAUCCAAACUAUUGUCCCUCCUCGCUGUUUCAUUGGGCAAACCGAAAAACUAUUUUGCGCCAUACCUCAACGACUCCCUAAGCACCCUUCGACUACUGCAUUAUCCAGCUGUAACAUCGGCCGCGUCAGGAUCCAAGCCCAUGGGGUCAGAUGAGGUCAAACUCAGCUGUACGCCACAUACCGACAGCGGCAUUCUAACUCUCUUGCAUCAGGAUUCGACUGGCGGACUAGAGGUGCGAAACUCCACUGGCGAGUGGGUCGCAGCACCAUACAUCCCUGAGUCCCUCGUGGUCAAUAUUGGGGAUCUAAUGGCUAAGGUAUCCGGCGGACGAUUCGUUGCUACCAUGCAUCGGGUUCGUGCUCCUGGGCUUCGCCCCUCAGCCUCUUCAAUUGCGUCACAGAACAGCGAAUCUCCAGCAUUGGGACGUAUUAGCGUCCCUUUCUUCUUUGAGCCUGGAGAAAAUUGCCUAGUUCGGUCUGUCGAUGGCGACGAGGGGUUCGUCUUGUACGGAGGGCAUGUUCGUGAGAAAAUGAAGACCUGGGUGGAGUUUCAGGACGAUGUAGACAACUAG